Molecule: messenger RNA, 1930 nt
Organism: Chanos chanos (milkfish)
Lineage: Eukaryota; Metazoa; Chordata; Actinopteri; Gonorynchiformes; Chanidae
Gene: ppan
Product: peter pan homolog
Exons: 12
Coding region: 123-1751 (542 amino acids)
Biological process (GO): ribosomal large subunit assembly; rRNA processing
Cellular component (GO): preribosome, large subunit precursor
Molecular function (GO): rRNA binding
Source: RefSeq, a predicted model, not a curated record
GUUGAGGCACAUGGUUCCACUGCGGGGUCUUUUUUUCUUUCUACCCUUAUACUGCAGCAAAAAUCGUUAAUAACCGCUGACAUUCAUAUUUCCGAGCUGAGGUGAAUUUCUGUGUCAGAAACAUGGGGAAAGAAAAGACGAAAAACCAAAAGAAGGCCCGUCAAAAUGCCAUUCAUUUGGCACAAGAGACAUACACGACAGUACCACACACAUUCGUGUUUCAACGUGGUCAAGUCGGAAAGAACGUCGGUCAGCUUCUACUGGAUAUGCGUCGUGUUAUGGAGCCCUAUACAGCUGAGUCCUUAAAAGUACGGAAGAAAAACGUUUUAAAGGACUUUGUGACGGUUGCCGGGCCACUGGGAGUCACGCACUUUCUCAUAUUUACCAAAACAACCAACAGUAUAAAUUUGAGGCUAGCCCGAUUGCCCAGGGGGCCAACGCUCCACUUCAACGUGACAAAAUACUCACUCAUCAAAGAUGUUGUUUCAUCUUUGAAAAGACACAGAAUGCACUCGCAGCAGUUCACACACCACCCUCUCCUCGUGCUGAAUAAUUUCGGCAUGGAAGGCAUGCAGAUCAAACUCAUGGCCACCAUGUUCCAGAACAUGUUUCCCUCCAUCAACGUACACAAGGUAAACCUCAAUGCCAUAAAAAGAUGCGUGCUUUUCAACUACGAUCCAGUGUCACAAGAAGUGGAGUUCCGUCAUUAUAGUCUGAAGGUAGUGCCGGUCGGGAUGAGUCGGGGGGUGAAGAAGCUCAUGCAGGAAAAGUUCCCCAACAUGAGCAGACUGGAAGACAUCAGCGAGCUUCUCAUGAAGGGCGGUAACCUGUCAGAGAGUGAGGCAGACCUGGAUGGAGAACACAACAUCACCGAACUGCCUCAGGUGUACUCGGGGCGUGGCAACAUGACAUCACAGCAGAGUGCUGUCCGUCUCACUGAGAUUGGCCCCAGGAUGACUCUGCAGCUGGUUAAGAUUGUGGAGGGGAUGGGAGAAGGAAAUGUGCUAUAUCAUUCUCUCAUCUCAAAGACGGAGGAGGAACUACAGGAGAUCCUUAAAAGGAAGGAGGCGAGGUUAAAGGAGAAAGAGGAGAGGAGGAAGAAGCAGGAACAAAACAUUGCCCUAAAGAAGGAAAAGCGGGAAGAAAACAAGAAAAAGAGUCUGGAGGGCAUCAAAAAGAAACGGCAGCAGGAAGGUGCCGGAAGCGACGACAGCGAAGUGGAGGAUCCUGGGAUGCAGGAGGACCAGGCCGCGGCCGAGGAAUCUGAAGAUGAGGCAGAAUACUACAGACAGGCUGUCGGGGAAGAGCCAGAUGAAGAUAUGUUCCCCACAGCAAAGAGGAAGCGCGGUCCAACCAAAUCUCCCACACCUUUUAAGAAGAGAAAGAUGUCUGGGGGAAAAGAGCCUGAUAAGAACAGUGGCUUUAAAGAAAGAAUAAAAAAUCAGGGUUCAAAAUCACCAGGUAAAAAAGGAUCAGUAGCGAGAAGCGUUGGUGGUAAGAAGUUUGGAGGGAGGAAAACGGGAGGCGGAAGGUUUGGGGAGGAGAAGAUCGGAGAUGGGAGGAAGAGGUUCGGGAAAGGCGACGGCGGAAAGAAGUUUGGAGGGAGGAAAAGCAACGAUGGCAAAAAAUUUGGAAAUAAAAUGGGACAUGGCUCCAAAUUUAGACAGGGAGCGAAACCUCACUCAACGUCUAAGAAAGGACAGAAAGGGGGAGGGAACAAAAACUUCAGACAGAAGAAGGGGCGGAGCUGAUGCUUGGUUGACGGCGACAAUCAGGAUCUUUAGAGAAUGAUGGUGGCGGUGGCAGUGUGCUGUUGGUGGCACUGUUGCUUUAUAAGUUUAUUAAAUGAAGACCAUGGACUUCUCUACAGGGAGCAGGGGGACUUGAUGGAAUCUCAUUGUUUUCAUGUGCUUUGUAAAAAAAAGAAAUU